AUGGAUAACGUUUUGCGAAAGUUUCCCGAUUUGUGUCCACAACCGGUGGUCACCGAAGAGGACAACAAACUUAGGGUUAAAUUAUUGGCUGUUUUCGGUAGUGAAGGCGAAGAAGUGAUUGCCGUCACCGCCGAUGACCGGGUCUACGGCUUCGGUGCCAACCAUUUCGGUCGAUUGGGUCUCGGAGUGAAUGGUUUGAUCGCAAGACCGCAACUGAACGCCACUCUCACCGGAAAGAAGAUAACGAAGAUAUGCUAUGGUUUGGGACACUGUAUUGGACUGACCCGUAGUGGACAGUGCUAUGGAUGGGGACAGAACUGUUACGGACAGCUCGGCAUCGGGUCUGUGGCCGACACACCGACCCCUCAACCAAUCAAAAUACUUAGCCUCAGAUUAAAACUCAAACCAGUUAUAGAUAUCUCAUGCGGUGAUAAUCACUCGCUUGCGCUGACCACAGAUGGCAUUAUCUUCGGCUUCGGGCUCAACGAUCGGCACCAAUGCGGCCAUCGAUUCGGCUUAACUGUAUUGAAAGCGUCCCGACUCUGGCGCCCCCCGUGGUUGAAAUCAGACAAAAUUGUGUACAUCUCUUGCGGUCGUAACCAUUCAUUAUGUCUGACAGAUAUGGGAACCGCUCACCUCUGGGGCAGUAAUGAUAACCAACAGUUGGGUCCAGUCGUGGUCAGAGUCGACGGCCAACCAUAUUCACUGCAGAACACAAACGGUCGCCGUUAUCGACACGCCAUCUGCGGACCCGACCAUACGGUACUCAUUACUACCACUGGUGUCGUACAGGUGUGCGGUCUUCAGCGUUGGUCACCGGUGGCCAGAAAUGGCCACUUAUUUGGCAUUAUUGUCGUCAGCCCUGAAACUCAAUUUAAACGCAUUGACACCACUUAUGGCAAUCGUGUGGUAAUCGCGACCGCAAUGGAUGGCCAGCACUUCAUUGUGGGAACAGAUAAUGGUUUGCAUAUCUUUACACCCAUUGAUAUACCGAUCGGUUGUUCGCUGUUUGAUGUUUACGCCAAUUAUUGCGGUUUUAAACGGACUUUCAAUUCAAUUGUCGAUUUGAUUCGCGACGCGAUAUCACUGUCGGACACGACCACAGCUGUAGUCACCGAAUCCAUUGGUUCCCAUUCUUACCAUCAUUUGAAGCCCGAAUCAAAUGUGGAUAUCAUUGCCGAAAGUGACGAAGAGAUCUAUUUAUCUGAUUCCGAAGAAGUUGAAGACAAAGAGACCAAUCGAUUGCACACACAAUCACUGAUGUCAUCCAAUUUAUCACAUUUUGGUCCACAUAUUGAUAAUGAAUGUCACAAAUCGGGAUCUGUAUUACCCGACGGCCCGUCACUUGUUUUGAUAUCGGAUUCAAUUGAUCCUAAAUCCACUGAAAAUGCAAUGAAUUUACGUCUCACUGAAUGUGGAGAUAAUGCGGGAACCGUUGACUCGAUUAGUAGUAUUGAUCCAAAUAUAGAUUUUCAAAACCAUUUGUUGGCAAACAAAGAGUCCAUACAAUCGAUGAACAACUGUUCCGAAAGCGAUGAAGAGAUCUAUAUGUCUGAUACGGAAGGCGAAGAAUUGUAUAAUACGGGAACCAUUGGCGAUAAGAGGACUACUUGUUGUGAUCCGAUCGUAAAGCAA
Molecule: messenger RNA, 1635 nt
Organism: Medioppia subpectinata
Lineage: Eukaryota; Metazoa; Arthropoda; Arachnida; Sarcoptiformes; Oppiidae
Source: the annotation of a GenBank genome assembly